This is a messenger RNA of Euleptes europaea (tarantolino), 900 nucleotides long. It is a transcript of the gene POMP, whose product is annotated as proteasome maturation protein. Lineage: Eukaryota; Metazoa; Chordata; Lepidosauria; Squamata; Sphaerodactylidae. The record is from RefSeq and is a predicted model, not a curated record. The transcript has 6 exons. Gene Ontology annotation, cellular component: cytoplasm; nucleus. Gene Ontology annotation, biological process: proteasome assembly. Bases 67 to 492 code for a protein of 141 amino acids.
CACCGCACUCCCUCUCCCGGCGCCCAGUGCAGGCGGAAGGAAGCGGCUGUGGGUGACUGUGCAAAGAUGAAUACCCGAGGAUUUGGAUCACAGUUGAAAGAUAGUAUUCCGGUUCCAGAUUUUUCAUCUCAUGGAUCAUUUGAAAGCCAUGAUGCAUUACGUAGAGGCUUUACAAAUGCAAAGAGUGAACUUUUUCCUGUCCAUCCUUUGGAGCUAUCAGAGAAAAAUCUUUCGUUGAAUGAAGAUAAAAUGAAUUUUUCUACUCUGAGAAAUAUUCAAGGGCUACAUGCACCACUGAAAUUACAAAUGGAGUUCAAAGCAGUGAAACAGGUUCAGCGACUUCCUUUCCUUCAUAGCUCUAACCUUUCAUUGGAGAUCUUGAAAGGCAACUAUGACUGCAUUGCUUUUGAGGAUAUUCUGAACGACCCAGCACAAACUGAAGUAAUGGGAGAUCCUCAUGUGAUGAUGGAGCACAAACUUGGUUUAUUAUAACACCCACAUACUCGACUUACCUUUCACAGAAAUGUUUCUUGCCUGUGUCUCCGCAGUUUCAAGUAAACCGUAUUAAAUGGUAGCCGUAUAAUAUUUUGUUUCAUAUACAUGAUCUCUUACCUACCUUGAUGAAAAGACACAUUAAAUGUUUGAAGUAUGUUGACUUUUGUUCUGUGUUUACUGUCAAUAUAAAUGUCUUGUAAUUGGAAAAUUUUAAAAUAUCAGGAAACCAGUAUCUAUUCAGGGCUCUAGUUACUUCAUGUCUGCAUUGUAGAAACCUGCACCCUAAAAAAAUAUAGAAACAGGAUAUUUUUAAAUGGAUUGGAUGUUCUUUUGCAACUUAUAACCCAGGUAUUUGCUGUUGAAACUUUCUCUGUUCUUGAUGACUUGACAUCUUUUAAACAGUGA